AUGAUUACCCUAUUCCCAACUCCUGACGUACCUCUACGACCUCGAACACGCCUCCAAGAUUCCCCUCAAACUUACGAACACACGAAAUCGACCGUAACCCCUCCGCAGAAGCCACCCACGAUCCCAGUUGCCUUGAACUUCUUGCCCGCUUUGCACCAUUCAUUUACAUCCAACUCCGACCCCUAUCGUUCAUAUCAGGACCGGCCUAUGUCAAACCUGGUCAAUCUCUACUUUCUAUAG
Fusarium verticillioides 7600 is the source of this 240-nucleotide messenger RNA. RefSeq lists its product as hypothetical. The record is from RefSeq and is a predicted model, not a curated record. Lineage: Eukaryota; Fungi; Ascomycota; Sordariomycetes; Hypocreales; Nectriaceae. Bases 1 to 240 code for a protein of 79 amino acids. The transcript has a single exon.